Molecule: messenger RNA, 3966 nt
Organism: Colletotrichum tamarilloi
Lineage: Eukaryota; Fungi; Ascomycota; Sordariomycetes; Glomerellales; Glomerellaceae
Product: AMP-binding enzyme
Exons: 5
Coding region: 1-3966 (1321 amino acids)
Biological process (GO): fatty acid metabolic process
Molecular function (GO): medium-chain fatty acid-CoA ligase activity
Source: RefSeq, a predicted model, not a curated record
AUGGUUGCCCCAGUGUCAGCCUCAGUUGAUCUCAGCGUAGCCGACGGUCCGCCUCUCGAUCUUUCGGGAGUUCCUGACGCCUGGGAUGGCUUACUUUCGGCUAUAGACAGUCACCCAAACGAAUUGGCCUUGGUGUGUUCUCAUCAGCCUCAUGAUCUGUUUGGCUUUUCCAGUGUUGGCCCGUCUGGCUCUGAAGGCACAAGUUCCGAGAAUGAAUCCCCGCAGUAUCUUCGCUGGACUUUUCAAAUUCUCGCUCAAGCUAUCCACAAGCUCGUGGUGACCAAGUAUUCUAUAGUUGCAGAUGCUGGUCUGCUGAAAGAACUCGGUCCUGGAACUUCGGUGGUAACAUUUCUUCAAAAUGGUGCCGACUUUGUACUUGCGGCUUGGGCUUCUGUCGCAACAGGUUGCACCUUGACUCCUUUAAAUCCCCUGGCACUCAAGAAUCGCGAUGAGACAGCUCACAUGCUCAGAACUGCUUUGAGUCUUGCCCCCGAUAGCAGUGGCCCGAGGUUGAUCUAUGCUGCCAACUCGGAUGUGGCCAGAGAUAUUGACAAGCUGGAUGUUGACAACAGCAUUCUUGGGCCCCACGUUGUUAAGAUAUUGGCUUCGGGGUCCGAGACAAGAGAAGGCUGGCUUCGCCUUGAUGAUUUGAUGAGACCGGUCGACGGCACUGACAGAGAUGACUUGUUCCGCUCGAACUCAACUCUUAGCCUUGAGAUCAGGGAUCCUGCACAGGCUGGCAUUGUUCUCUUCACCAGCGGUUCAACAAGCACGCCAAAGGGCUUAUUCUGCCGCCAUACGGUCUUGAAUACUUACACGAACAGCCGACUACUACUUUCACCGUCUCAUAUUCUCCCACAAGUUGGUUCGAGAGUAUGCAGUAUUCUCCCUAAUAAUCAUGGAAACGGCUGGACUUGUAUUCAAACCGCACACGGCCGUGGCGCCGCCCUGGUCUUCCCCGGACCGGCAUUUUCGACUCCGGAAGCACUUCUAUCCACCUUUCGCCAAGAGCGGAUCACGCACACACUGUUGGUUCCGACUCUGAUCCACGCUUUGAUUGCCGCCAUGGGAAAGGACCAGCCUCCACUGGAAUCACUCAUCAGUGUGACCUUUGGCGGGACGAUUUUGACCAGGCAGGAGGUGCUUGCGACAACCACUGUUCUCGGAGCUAAAGUUGUCGAAAACGCCUAUGGUUGCACCGAAGGCGCACUCACCAGCACUGGCAGUGUGAGCGUUCCUAACACAGGUCGCGACACUUCUUUGUCCGGUUCGGAAGAGAUGUCUGUGGGAAAGCCACCGAUGGGUCACGGUAUCAAAAUCGUAGAUCCUGUCACAGGCUGUGUCGUCCCACGAAAUGUCACAGGAGAGAUCCAUGGAUAUGGUCCUAUGAUAGACCGUGAAGGACAGUCUGGAUACAUCCAGUGUAAAGAACAGAAGGCAUUUUACACUGAAAAUGAGACAAGCAGAGUGUGGUUUCAGACUGGAGACAUGGGAAAAAUGGACGAGAACGGAGAUCUCUUCAUCACCGGACGUUACAAGGACAUGAUUAUUCGUGGUGGUGAAAACAUUUCCCCCGCCGCCAUUGAGGCCGUUCUCAUGAAGAACUCUGUCCUCCGCCCUCUAAUUCCACAAGUUGUCGGCAUUAAGGACACCAUCGCCGGAGAGGUUCCCGCUGUGGUGAUCAAAGGUGAUCGACAGGCUGCUACGGUCGAAAGGGCAGUUCGAGAAACAGUGCUGCAGAAUAUGACCAUGAUGCAUGUCCCGGAUCUGGUUAUCAAUCUCAAGGAUCUUGACCUAACAGACUUUCCGCGAACGACCUCGGGUAAGAUCCAGAAGUUCAAGCUGAAGCAGGCUGUAGCAGUCCAUCUGGACAGGCAGGCUACUUCAGGGGCAUACAGUACAUUGUCCGGGCUUGGAAAGCAUCACGAAGAGCAAGUCAAAGUCAUCUGGGCGACGGCAAUCGGGCUAGGGCAUACAUCCCAGCUGAACGUUAAUAUGCCCCUAGGGCAGUACAUCGACAGCAUCAGUAUGAUGCGCAUCCGCGACAAAAUCAGAAAGCAAACGGGUAUAGCGCUACCAUUGGCAGCCAUGGCUCAAGCAUCGACUGUUGCGGAGCAGAUUGAACUUUUGCGCAGCCUGUCAGCCGACGAUAAAACAAAGUCAACGAUCACAGACACCAGUGUAGCGCAUCUCAGCAAACAGGAUAGAAAGAUGGCGGCCGCCAAUGACAGAAUUGCAACACGAAGACCUAUUUCAGUAGAAGACUUGGUGGAUAUCGCACCCGAAGCGACACUUUACGAAUGGAUUAAAAAUCGGGUUCUGGAAUCCAUUUCGCCAUGCGGUUUUGGGUGGGAAGAUGUUGAGAACAUCUGUCCUGUGUAUGACUCAAAUGCCGUGCAGGCUCAGUGUGGUUUCUAUGAUACCAUCAACUUCAACAUGGCCAUCAGUACCAAGAUAAAGACCACUAAAAAGGAACUUCGCAUUGCCGUAGAAGCGGCGUUGCUCAAUCAACCCAUCAUGUGCUCGUUCAUGGUCUGGUCUGCGGACUGGCGCGGUGUUAAUCCUAAGACAAAGGACGCAUUCCACGUCAUCAUGCGCCCUUCGGCAAAGUACCUCGACUUGGCCAUCCAAGACGGCGGUGUCGUACGCUGCUUGAAAGAUCUUGAGGAUAUCGCGCUCGGAAAUACUGCUGAGGCCCAUCGAUUUCCAGCACCGCAACAGAACACGUUCCCUGGGCCGCUUUAUCGAGUCAUGCUCUUCGACGUAGAAGAAACCGGCACUGCGGCGAUGGUGACAUCCGCCAAUCACUCCAUCAGUGAUCAUUCCGCAGGGCAGUUAUUCUACGACGACCUCGACCGAUCCGUGUCGAUGGCUGCUUCAGGCGGUUUGACUGCCGCCGGCAUCCAAGCACAACUACGAGAGUACAAGGACUACCAGCCCUAUUUAGAUUUAGGUCACGCUUUGCGCAGCUCUCCGCGGGCUACGGCGGCUGUGAAUUGGCAUGUCGAUCGUCUUGCCUCUCUGCCCAAACAUGUUGAUGCUGGGGCAUUGUGGCCAAGUCCGACAUCUUGGAUGCAAGUCUCACUGGAUGAUCAUUAUCGAGAAAGCCAUCAAGUGCAGCACAGCUUUACGAUGUCAGCCCUUAGAUCAAAUCCCCCAAGUUCUAUGACCGUAUCCACAUCCACCAUCGUCAAGGCCGCAUUGGCGUUGGCAAGCGCGAGUCGAAGUGGCUAUACAACGACGAAAGCCGCAACAGGGCGCAAAUUCAGGGUAGCCGUAUUCUCCAGUGUCGAAGCCGCGAGAUUACACUAUAACCCCUUUCUUCCCAAGUCCGUCACGGACACCGAUAUGCCACGCCGCGGCAAGGAGCACGGCAGGUCUCUGCGGUGGGAGGCCGGCGACGUGGCAGGCCCUACAGUGCAAAUAGUUUGUAACGUGGUGGAGAUACCGAGAUGUGGCAACGAGCCGGAAACAGUCUCCGAAUUCCUGCGUAAAAUGCAGCGAGAGCAGGAACUUCAGACCAGACACGCGUCCGCACCUUGGCGAGCUAUCAUGGACAAGCUCGAAGACCCGAACUCCGAGAAGAGGCCUUGGCCGCUACUGCCUCUGGUCCACGGCUCACUUAUGUUUAACUGGGCCCCUGGACUCGGUGAGAGCGCGCCCCUGUCGCGGUCUUCCACGGAUGAUGCAAGGCUCUCACAUUUCGAAAAUAUGGACAUGUUGAAGUCGGUGCAAAAACCACGAGUCGGACUCGUGGUUUCUGCGGGCUCUAGUAGUCGCGGCUGUGGAUCAGCAGACGAGAGUGCUAUGACCACCGUGUUCUUGCAUCUCAGGGGAGCUGGACUUGAGUGGAGUUCUGGAGACGGUAUGACCUCUUUUGCCAGGGAAAUAGAGGCAAUGGCUCAAUGGUUGUCGGCUAAGGAGAACCAGGGGCUCCUCAUUCACAACGCAUUCGGUCCUGAGUGA